Trematosphaeria pertusa is the source of this 2997-nucleotide messenger RNA. RefSeq lists its product as uncharacterized. NCBI's taxonomy places the organism in Eukaryota, Fungi, Ascomycota, Dothideomycetes, Pleosporales, Trematosphaeriaceae. The transcript is spliced from 3 exons. The coding region runs from base 1 to 2997 and encodes 998 amino acids. The record is from RefSeq and is a predicted model, not a curated record.
AUGAGCGUCUCGGGGCAUUCCCGACAGCCAGUUGACGUGGUGGAGGAAGGAAUCUCUGUACUGUGGGGCCCAGAAAAUGCCACUAGUGACAUUGUCCUUAUACACGGUCUCCAAGGCCAUCCGAAGAAUACAUGGCUCUACAAGAAGUCUUCGGUAUUCCGCUCCAGGAAAGCAGAAGCCGCGAGUUCCUGCUACUGGCCCGAAGACCUCCUCCCGCACGAUUUCGCUACAUGUCGCAUCCUCACAUACGGUUACGACUCCAGAAUCAUCCGCAACUUCUUCUCGGGCGCUGCGAACCGCACAAACAUACUUGGUCAUGCAAAGCUGUUCCUGGAUGAGAUGGAAGAACAACGUCGAGAGUGCCGAAACAGGCCCCUCGUAUUUGUCGCUCAUAGCCUCGGGGGCUUGCUUGUUAAAGCCGUGCUACGGCAAGCGUCAGAAACUAGCCCAGACCCAGCAAACGGCCGGUUCUUCCAUCAAAUACUCGCUGCCACUGUGGGUACCGUGUUCCUGGGCACCCCGCACCGUGGGAGUGACUACGCAGACUUCGCGAAAAUGAUUGCUAAUGCGGCUCGAGCCGCACAACUAGACAGAAGCACCAGUCUACUCGCGGACUUGAAGCCAGAUGCUUCAAUGCUGGAGGUUCUAAAUGAAAGCUUCUUACAACUAGUAGAGGAACACCAGUUCCAGCUGGUCACAUUUGAAGAAGGCAGAGGACUCGGUAUGCCCUUAAUCGCAAGAGGGCCCGUCGUUCGGUCUUGGUCGGCGCAUCUCGGGUUAGUCGAGAGCGUCGAGCAGAAGUACACGAUCAAUGCCGACCAUCGGAAUAUGUGUCGAUUCCACGGACGUGAUUCGCCGGGGUACGGCCAGAUCAGAAGGGCUAUUGAGGGCUGCAUUCAAAGGGGUGUAGAACCACUCUUUUGGAUCAGGGGGAAGCCUGCGUCAGGAAAAUCCACUUUGAUGAAGAUGGUCCUCGACGACGCGAGAACUAGUUCGGCCUUCGAGAGGAACGCAAGAGGAAAAACUGUAGUGGCUGCGUUCUUCUUCCAUGACCGUGGCUCUGACCUACAGAAAAGCUUGGAAGGACUCUUGAGAGAUGUCCUCUGGAAGAUUUCCAAGGAAGUCCCCUCCCUCGGUCAUCUUUUUCUAAAUUCCUACGAGCAAAAGGAUAGCCUAGUACGCGAUUCAGGGAGCACUCCAUGGACUCGGAGCACCACUCUCCCAAUAUUCCGCGCCAUGAUGGCACAAGACAUCAUCGAAGUCUCUGUUCUACUGUUUAUAGAUGCCUUGGACGAGUACUCCGGCCACCACAAGGAUAUCGCAAUGUUUUUGGAAUCAUGCAAGGGGGCAAAGAAGACAAAGUUGAAGAUAUGCUUCUCCAGCCGACCUGAGCAGGAAUUCCUUGACCGGUUCGCUGACACUCCCGGCUUUUAUAUCCACGAACAGACCGAAGACGACAUUCGCAAAGUCAUUGAGACUGAGUUCGAUAACAACACUCGAAUGAAGGGCUUUCUCGUAGGCGCUGACCACCAGGAGACGACGGCAGUCGUGGAGCUACAAAAUCGAAUCCUGGAAUUAUCUAACGGAGUUUUCCUCUGGACUAGGCUGAUUCUGGACGAGCUUCUUGACGAGUAUACAGGCGGCGCGACGCUUGAAGAACUCCGAGUACUUCUGGAGAAAGUCCCUGGAGAUUUAGAGGAUUACUAUGACUACAUGGUUGCGAACCGCAUCAGCAAAGAUGAACGACACGUGGUGGAACGGCGGCGCAUAUUCCAAAUUCUACAAUGCGGGGAUGUCACUUCACUGCGCGAGUUAUUCUUGGCCGUCGAAUUGGCUACUGUGCGCGAUCUCAGCACGUACAAGGCCACUUUACCGAGCGAUCUUGACCACGCCAGACGUCGUCUGAAACGGAGAUGCGGUCCCUUGGUGGAAGACAAUCAUCGCUUUCCGGCACCGAAGGGGUCAGUGAUGGUAGAAGAUCCAUUACGUGACAAACAUGAGUUGGACAUCGGAGACUGCGACCCGUCUCUUAUACGCAACAGACCUCAAUUCCUUCACCAGACGGUGAAGACAUGGUCCUCCAAGUCUCCUGGGAUUUCUGUAGAAGGAAACGGGUACGAGUAUCUCUUGAAAGCCGCUGUGCAUACUGCACGAUGUAACCGGGGUCUGUGGCCUGGCCAUAUCAAUGUGCUAACCGCUCGCAUACUGGGUGCCAACGCGGCCGGAUCCGAUACUCUCUGGAUACCGUCCUGCAUAAACGUCAUAAAGAUCGCCAGUCUUGACUGGGGCGGGGACUAUGAUGUAUCCGUCCUUGCGGCCCUAGCAGGAGUUCCUUCGCUCUUGAAGAAAGCGCUCAAGACAACUGAAGCGCAUACACCGGUGACCUUUAAACAAUACUGCAGGUGGAUUGCGGACUACAACUUCCGUAAGGUUGAUGUUCAUUGGGAUGCGGAGAUCCCCUCCACCAUCAUGGACCAUGAAUUGAUAUCCGAGUCCCUUCCUUACUGGACCGCAGCGACUUUCGAUGAUAUCGGAAUCUUGGAUUCGUCUCUACGAGGAAACGACGCGGUAUAUCAUUCAAGACGUAGGGUCGCAAUACCAGCCGCCGCGGGAGGAUGGAUCCUAAUGGAGGAGGUCAUAGCGAGCCUCGUCGCAAUGGCGCUUAGGAAGACCUCCCUGAAAGUUGAACAUGGAGGCUACCCCCUACUCUUUCUGAAUCUCAUCAAGGAUUUCGAAGUAGUGGCCAGCUUCAACGAGAAUGAUGGACAGCUAUCAAUCAGCCAGGCUAGAAGCUUGUUGGAUGCCCGUACCCACCUUGGGAAGUGGAAUGUAGGGGGAACAAUUAUGGGAUCCCGCACACAUGCGCACUUCCCCUCGCUACUUGCACUACCCGCACCUAGCAACCCUUACGUAUCUGGAGGCCCGAGCUCCCAAAAGGGCUUGAAAAGGACAGAAGGUUUCUAUAACUUUCCCAAGCAGGCGACGAAGGAAGGGUGA